Jatropha curcas is the source of this 1995-nucleotide messenger RNA. RefSeq lists its product as hypothetical. The record is from RefSeq and is a predicted model, not a curated record. Lineage: Eukaryota; Viridiplantae; Streptophyta; Magnoliopsida; Malpighiales; Euphorbiaceae. Gene Ontology annotation, molecular function: zinc ion binding.
AAAGAGUCUUCUUUUUCUUCUUUUUUUUUUUUUGGGGGUUUUUUAAAAGGAAAAGAUUUAUUGGGGUAUAACCAUAAUCAUUGUAUCUAAACGUAUUAAUCGUCAGCGUUUACUCUUGAACAUUCACGCGCAAUAAAUUUGCAUUGAUGGAAAUUUUUUUGGGACAAGAACAGUUAUCCAAUAAAAAAUGAACCAUAAAUACAAACAAUUUCUUUUCGAGUAUCCAAUUCUUAUCUUGGUCUACGUUAACGUAAUCAGUAAAUUAUUCAUUAGUUAAUUCAUUCCCACUCCACCUCUUGCUUGCUAGUUCCAGAUAUUUGUAUCCACCUAAUCCUCUCUAUCUCUGUCACAUCAUCUUCUUCGGUGGCCAUGAUAUCAACUAUUAUGUGCAGAGACACUAUUUGUUGUGGUUUCACUUGGAGAUAACACCUCUUCACAUAUUUAGAUCCCUCUGUUUCUAUCUCGUUUUUAACGUGUGUAACAUUUGAAGUAAACGCUUUGGUGGAGAUAUAACUGGACGGUUUUUAUCCGUGGACUUGAAGUUAUCCAAAAGGCGUAGGUUUUUGAGAGUUGUAGAUUAUAUUGGCAAGAUUAAUGGAUCUAGAAACGCAUGAAAAUAGAUUAGUUGAUGGGGGUCAGAAUCAAGUUAAGCAAGGAAGUGGGGAUUCAAGCAAUUCGGGUAAUGGGAUUGUGUCAGAGAAUCAAGUUGUUUUAAAUUCAGGAGAGACAAUUGCAAGUGGGAAAAGUCAGGGUGUUGAUGCAAAAGCAAAUGGACUGGAGUCAAUUAAAAUAGUAGCAGAUCAGGAGGCAAGCGGUGGGAGAGGAAUUGACAAGCCAUUGGAUGAAGCAAUUGGUGGAAAUUCAAGUAUUUUAGUUAAUGAGGUCACUCCUGAGAGGACGAUGGUGAUAAAUUCAGGAGAGAUCCUGAGCAACAAUGCAGAAAACAAGGAUUUGAGCAUAAAAGUUGAUGAAUUUGGACUGAGUUGUACAGUAAUAGCUCAGGAGGCAUGUAUUAGGCGAGAAAAUGGCGAGACGUUGAGUGAAGUUCGGCAACAAAAUCAUCAGGAUGUGACUGUGCUUGAGACAGUAAUAUUGGUAAAUUCAGAAGAGAAUAUUCCUAUUAGUGGAGGAAAUGGGCAAUUGGAAAUCAAGGGCUCUGAUUUGGGGCAAAGUAAGAUAACUGCAGAUAAGUCAAAGACAAAAGUGUCUAAAGGUGAGAAGCAAUCAUGUGUGAUUGAUAUGAAAUGUGCAGGUGGUGGUGGAGGCAGUGUUUUGGAUUGGGAUAGAGAAACGGUUUGCAGGAUUUGUCACUUGAAUUCUGAGGGAUUGUUGGUAACCGAUGCCCCUGACUCUCGGACAGAUCUAAUUCAGCUAGGUUGUGGGUGUAAAGAUGAGCUCGGCAUUGUACAUGCUUAUUGUGCUGAGGCCUGGUUUAAGCUAAAAGGAAACAGAAUUUGUGAAAUUUGUGGGGAAGCAGCAAAGAAUAUUACAGGUGUUGGGGAUAACAGGUUUGUGGAAGAGUGGAAUCAAAGGAGAUUUAUCGGUACCAAUAGUAGCUCAUCAGACAGGGGUGGAAGUUGUUGGCGCGGACAACCCUUUUGUAACUUUCUGAUGGCAUGCCUGGUUAUAGCUUUUGUACUCCCAUGGUUUUUCCGAGUAAACAUGUUUUAACUCGGAGCAAAUGGAGCUUAAAGGUUAUUCUUCUUGCGUGCACAUCUAGAACUUGCACUGCAUGGGUAUAGCAUUGUUGAUCAAUGAUGGAUUUAGCCUGAUGAAUUGGGUCUUGAUUCAUAUAUUUUAAGGUGUGUUUUUACUGCUUUGACUCGGGUUGUAUAGUUGCUCAAUAGUUACCAUACAAAGCUGGAGGAGACUUCCCUUUUUCUUUCAAUUUUUUAUUUAAUUCACCUUUUCUAUCUAAGUGACUGGAAAUUGUUUUAAAGGCAUACAUGUCAUCACAAAUUGAAUGAUACAUAUAUAAAUACAAUUUAUAUACAA